CGGAACGGACUCAUCAAGGAAACUAAUUCGGCCCCAAACUGAUGCUGGUCUUGGCAAUCCUUGGGCCGUGUUUCAUCCCCGGAUCUGGGUGGGCUGCAUCACCUGGUUGAGGCCGUGGGUUUGCCGAUCUUCGUCAGCGGGGAUUAUCUCCAAUGGUCGGAAGGUGGUGUUUAGCUUACCGGGAUACUUACAGAACUCUCGACACAAAACUGCCAUUCUUCAAUGCACAAGAAGUGGUGCGACUGACAACGGAUCAGCUGCACCGGCAAAGGAGAGCCAUUCCUGUGGAUACGAAGCCAGACGCGAAGAGCCAGUACCAGAGCGUGAAUGUCAACGCUAGUGUGGCAGUGGGAGCUGGAGCCGGGGGAGCGGCUGCGGGGACCACGGUGACCACCGUGGACAGCAAGGCGGCCGGCGGCAGUGUGUCCUACAACGUGCACAACGUCGGAGUCAAUGGCACCGGACAACGCAAGGUCUACAGCGUCAGCGAAGAUCCGGCCACGGGCGCAGGCUCCAACAUCACCACCACCAUCAAUGUGACUGCAAAGAAGCCAACCCAGCUGUUGGCCCAGUCGGGCUUUCCCAAGAAAGUGGUAUCUUCCGCCGGCGCCGUCACCAGCACGGAUCGCCCGGCGGCCGAAAUUGACGUGGACGUGGCCGGCGUCGAUGUGCCCGAGGACGAGAUCAUCAAUAAGGCCAAUAACGAGUCGCUGAUAAGAAGUGAGGACUUCCACGACUACUACAACAGCGUGCUCUACGUUAACAAGGACGAGGUGGCGUCAAUGUGGUCCCACCUGAGGACCACGCCUGAAAACACUCUGCUCUCCUCGUCGCAUCGUCGCGCUAUGACCGUGGAGCUGAAGUUCGACUUCCCCUUCUACGGACACUAUGUGCGCAACAUCACGGUGGCCACUGGCGGAUUCCUCUACACUGGCGACUACGUCCACUCCUGGCUAGCGGCCACCCAAUACAUCGCCCCAUUGAUGGCGAACUUCGACACAAGCAUGUCCAACGACUCGUUUGUCCGGGUGCAAGACAACGGGACCGCCUUUAUCGCCGUGUGGGAGAAUGUAACACUUCAGGAUAAGCCGGAUUUCGGCAAGUUCACCUUCAGCGUGACCCUGCUCAAGAGCGGCGACAUUGUCUUCGCCUACUUGCAAGUGCCCACGCACAUUAACACAAUUCAGGACAAGGAACACCCGGUCAAGGUUGGUCUAUCCGACGCCUACAUCAUCGACAAGCACCUUUACUUUGCUCGACGAAAGACAAUUUACGAGUACCACCGAGUCACCUUCCAGCAGCAUGAGAUUACCAACUCAACCAUCAUUAAGCUGGCGGCCCAGACCACCUGCCUUGGCUACAAUGACUGCACUUCGUGUAUUAACCACAACACUACGUUUACGUGCCUAUGGUGCUCGGCGCUUAAUCGCUGCUCCACGGGAACCGACCGCAAGAAGCACGAGUGGAUCCAGAAGGGAUGUGAGACUGCCGCCAUCCGUGUCUCCGAGAGCUGCCCAGUGCUCGGUGAAAAGGGCAACAAUGCCGCCCAAACAAAGCUCGUUCCCGCGAACAGUGGUGCGAGCAGUGCGACAAGCCCCGCCACGGCGACUACCGGCUCCUCCGCAGUAGUGACGGAGCCCACCGUGAUUAGCACGCGGGCUCCGCACGCCACUGCUCAGUCAAAGCCGGAGGCAAAGACCACCAUUGGCAGCCAUACGGACGGCAAGGUCGGAAACGCCGAGCUUUCGCAGGCGGGAGCGGAUAACAAGAGCGUGGGCGUGGCCUUCGGCUUCAUGGUGCCCAUCUGUUUGGUGUUCGCCGUGACGCUAUGGCUCUUCUACGCAUACCGCAAUCCUCACACCAAAAGCGGCCAGCUGCUCAUCCAGUCAAAGCAUUUACAUCAGUUCCGUCCCAGCCAGUGGUCAUGGAGGCGUGGAGAGGCCCGCUACACGGCAGCCACGAUACACAUGUAGGGGGUGCUCGCCGGAGACGUAGAGGGGUAUGGAGAUCGCGACACGUGGGAGGGAGCUGCAGCUUAACUUUUACAGAUGACGAAGAACCAACCAAUCGAAUCCUGAUAAAGAAGUUUCGUGAGCGAGAAACUGAGAGCAAUCGACAUCAAUUACAAUUACAACAUGGACUAGCUUGUUGGACCAGGCACUGCGCCAAGUUCGCAAUCCUACCUUUUUAGACAUUUUUACCCCUCUGUAAUGUAAUGUUCCAUGUCCAAGUCAAACAAAAGACACAUUUUUAACUGAUUGCCGAGAUUUAGCUUUGAACGCUGCGGAAACAGAAAAUAAAAGCAAAAUGGAGGUGUGUAGAGUAGUCGCAAGACCUAAGUCUGAGUCACAGUCACCCGAAUUCAACAGCUCAUAGAAAAAAGACGACUGGCAACAGCAUGAAGUGAUCUUUAAAUGUAUCUUUUUUAUCUUUGUACCGUAUCGUACCGCCUACCCCAAAAUACCCCUUUGUAUACCCCCGAAAGCAACUACAUAAAACUCUCAGACCAACGGCUCCCACCAGGCCACGCACACACCCGCACCGACACAGUCACAGACACCAAUACCUUAAGCAACUUAAACACACACAAACACAGACACAGGGCAAAGUGCUUUCAAUUGUUUCAUAGUUCAAUUUUUUUAGUCUUUUUAUCUUACUCUGUUUUCUAUCCAGAAGAUGGGCUGUAUAUUUUGUGUGCGUGCGCGUUUUGCUGGACUCUUCGCCAGAAGUUCUUCCUCAUUCUGUGUAUUUUUUUUUCGUUUUUGAUUUAAGUGAGUAGUUUGGCAAGCAAUUACGGGAUAAUUGUAUUACUGUGGACACUCGGCGCAGUUUUUCAUACUGUAUUAUACGCGAUUUUUAUGCAAGUUUUAUAUGUGUAUAUUGCGUGCACGGAUUUCGCGAGCACGCAAAGCCCUUAUAUAUACUUCAUACAUAUAUACUUCUUUAUGUGUAUGUGAAGUAUACAUGGAUAUAUCCAACACAACCUCUUCUUUUUGUUAGUAUUUUUUUCUAUUAAUUAAUAUUAAAAAUAAAAAACCAAUAAAACAAACUUAUAUAUAUAUUGAUAAAUAUAAAAUUAUUACUAAAUGCGGUGUGAAAAGCUAAACUAAAUCCAUAAUUAACUAAUUAAGGGAGACUGGAACAAGAAGAGGAGAUUAAAAUAUGAUUAUUAGAAAUAUCAAUAAAAUCAAACAGAUUAAACGCGAAAGAAAUAAACCGUAUGCAUUCAAGCGACAACAACUAAGAAAAUUGUAUAACAAUGUAUUUUGAUAAAGAAAUUAAACUUGUAUUUUAAGCUCUUCUUAUGUAUACACGAUAAUUUAAAUAAAAAAACAUACUCGAAAAUGAA
Drosophila rhopaloa is the source of this 3349-nucleotide messenger RNA. RefSeq names its product plexin domain-containing protein 2. The transcript is spliced from 8 exons. NCBI's taxonomy places the organism in Eukaryota, Metazoa, Arthropoda, Insecta, Diptera, Drosophilidae. The record is from RefSeq and is a predicted model, not a curated record. The coding region runs from base 153 to 1973 and encodes 606 amino acids.